CAGAGUUUCCCUGCUCUCUCUCUCUCUUUCUCUCCUUCUCUCUUUCUCUCCUCUGAAACAGAGUUGAACAAUGGCCGAUCCUCCGAAUAUUUCUCUGUUUCACCAGAGAUUUCUUACCGGAGACAACCCACUCCUUACGCUUGAUGAUGAGUUCUUAAGGCACUACACCAAAGUUUUGCUAAGAUCGGACGCGUCUGACAGGAUUUGGGAAGUAAAACUGAACGGAAACAGGCUCGCCGGCGGCUGGGAAGAGUUCGCCGCCGUUCAUAGAUUCAGAGACGGUGACGUUUUAGUUUUCAGACACGAUAAAGACGAGAACUUUCAUGUCUCUGUGGGCUCUCGAUCCGAUUCCUGUGACAUGCAGCACGCAUCUCCUAGCAUUGUUGAUACUGACGAUACUGAGAUUGAUGAUGACUAUGUUGAAUCUGCUGAUCAUCAUGAUGAUGGAGAAGACGAAGAUGAGGAUGACGCAGGGGACAUUGUGGUGAGUAAGAAUAAGAAACCAGAAGCAGAGUCUUCCUCAGGCGACCCUUGUUUCAUCACAGCACACGUCACACCUUAUAGCCUCAUCAAAGAUCGUUUGGAUCUUUCUAGAAAUUUUACUGUUGCGUCUUUUGAUGAGGACAACAAACCGUGUGAGAUAGAUUUAGCGAAUGAAAAAGGAAGAAAAUGGACACUGCUUCUCCGAAGAAACAUCUCAACUGGUGUGUUUUACAUCAGACGAGGCUGGACAAACUUCUGCUCCUCUAAUGAGCUACGUCAAGGUGACUUGUGCAAGUUUAAACUCUCCGAGAAUGGGGAAAGGCCUGUGCUUUGGUUGUGUCCACAGGAGUAUGGAAAUGGCCAUGAAGAACAAGAAUGCCCUCGAGUAUCUGCUGAAGGAGGCUGCAGCAAAGAGAAGAGCAUGCUAGAUGAAAUUCCAAAGGGAAAGGAGAAGAAUACUCCUUCGACAUUUCUGAAAAUAAAGUUGACACCCAACCGUUUCAAGAGCGGGCAACUAUAUAUUUCAUCGGUUUUCGUGAAUGAGAGUGGCAUUAACAACGCUGGGGAGAUAACUCUUCUGAACAAAGAUGGAAGAAAAUGGUCGUCGUAUCUACACAUGACAGGAAAAUGCGGAACUGAAUGGUUUUAUUUGAGAAAAGGUUGGAAAGAGAUGUGCAAGGCGAACGGAGUUAAAGUAAAUGACUCGUUCGUGUUGGAACUGAUAUGGGAAGAUGCAAAUCCUACGUUUAAGUUCUACUCUAAGGAAGAAAACCAUGAAAACAAGGGGAAAGGAAACAGAAGAACUCGUAAAAGGAGAGCUUGUGGGACUGAUCUACAGGGAAGCAGUGAGGAAAAGUCUCGAAGAGUAGAAAGAGAGGGACGGAGAGUAAGUCGCAGAGCCGAGCAUGACGAAAAAGAGAAGAGAGGAAACACUCAGGUUUCAAACAGACCCACCACUAACUCAAGUAAAUUGCAGCGCAAGCAAGCAAAACCUUGUUCAGUCUCUGACCAAGUGGCUAACGUCAAACGGGGCAUUCUAGAUACUCUGAAAACUGUUAGUCAGUUCCGCGCAGAGCUCGAGACAAGGGAAAAGAAACUGGAAGCUGCGUUACUGGAAAUCGAGGCCUUAGGGGAGAGGAUAUUAGGAAUCAGCCAGAUUCUCAACAAUAAUCUGGUUUAAAACUGAAAAGCGGGGAAGAAAAGAAACAAAAGACCAUUUGAGUGGUUUCACUACUCUUCUUCUGCUCCGGUUCUAGAGACUGCCAACUUUCUUGGGGCUUUUGGUAUGUUCAUUAGCUCAGAAUGUAUGUUCGAAAGGGCUUGUGACUUGUAUUUCUUCAGUUGUAUCAGCAAUUAGGCUAUUUUAUUAUAUCGCUAAGAAACUAUUAAUAUUGCAAUGAUGCUUUGUAAAUUGGAACUUUUGGUUGUUUUU
Messenger RNA from Eutrema salsugineum, 1915 nucleotides. RefSeq names its product B3 domain-containing protein REM1. The transcript is spliced from 7 exons. The record is from RefSeq and is a predicted model, not a curated record. Gene Ontology annotation, molecular function: DNA binding. The coding region runs from base 71 to 1663 and encodes 530 amino acids. Lineage: Eukaryota; Viridiplantae; Streptophyta; Magnoliopsida; Brassicales; Brassicaceae.